GAAGGGUAUAUAAAGGUAUGAGCUGACACCGGCGUGGCCUCUGCAAACUUAACAUCACGUCAAGUCGGCUUGGAGAGGGGUCACUCCGGGGGUUUUUGGGUGUCAAGCGCCUCUCCCGUGAAGCUUUUUUUUCCACGCAUCCAAGCCAAAGACACGAGCGAGGAUACCGACAUGGUACAGCUGUCUCCUUCCCCUACCCUGGAUGUCUCCCCCCCACCUGAGCGCCUAGAGGAGGCUACCGACAGCCAGGAGAACCCAGAGACCGGUAGCCCAAAGAUGGGCUCUCCCGGUGGGCUGAGCGCUCUCCAGCUGAACCUGGAGGUCUCCACGUCCUACCAUGGCUAUGAGACCUACAUAGAGGACGGCCUCAUCUGCCUGAAACACAAGAUCCGCAACCUGGAGAAAAAGAAGCUGAAACUGGAAGACUACGAGAAGAGGUUGAAACGGGGCGCGAUGCUAAACAAAGAUCAGAUGGAGGCUGUGAGCAAAUACGACGAGGUGCUGCAUAACCUGGCCUUCGCACGGGAGCUGCACAAAACCCUGGACGGUUUGACUCAGAAUCUGCUGAGGGCCCAGAAGAAGGCUGCGAAGAAGGAGCAGGUGGUGAAGGUGGAGGCGGAGAGGAGGAGGCUGAGCACGGUGCUCCAGGUGCAGCACCUCCUCCACAGCCUGCAGCAGGAGCACGUCAGGAGGGACCUGCUGGCCGGACACAACCAGGCGCCGCACAUCCCGGCCCAGCAGCUUCACAGCCUCAUCCAGCUCGCCGCCCUGCUGGGAGUCAAGAGGGAUAACAGACUGAGUUUAGAAGAACAGAUGGAGCAGGCGGCUCUGGUCUACUUGGACCUGCUGGAGGGAAAAGACAAGCCGGUGGCUGGAUCGACAUUUAAGCUCAUGAAAGAGGAGCUCACCAGGCUGCUGGACUGCAAGUACUUCAGUUGUCUUCCACCUCCCCCAAAUAACACUCCAGACACGCUGCUGACGUCAACCAGCCACACUACUUUAUCAAUGUCAAAAACAAAUGAAGUUCCCAAAAAGGAGUUUUUCAACAGACUCUACCUGACUGACAUGGAGACUCCUCCCACUCAGAACUGGAAGGAGGAUUUCCAGGCCGUGAAGGAGCGGGAGCCCCCUGACUACUGGGAUAUGGAGUUCACCGACGGGCCCUCCUCCCCGCAACCUGGAGUCCACAAACCAUGGAGAGGAGCGGCGGCCUUCAUCCCCAAAGUCCCGGUCGCCAGCAAGAAACUCUCUGCUGACAGCAAACAGAGAAAAGAGAGGAAAGCCAAAGCAGAGCAGAAUGCCAAAUCGGCGGUCUACAUGGAAAUGCCGGUAGAGGUUUUCAACUCUCCAUCUGCCUUGCCCAAAGACCCCGUCCUGAGGAAGCAGCACCUCGAGGACCUGAUGACAAAGAUCCAUGGUUCCUUCAGUUUCAUGCAGGACUCUCUUCUGGAUGGUGAGAGCUCUCCCACUAACAACCACCCCAGACUGGGUAGACGGGCAUCUGGAUCUCCCUCCCCGCUCGCUCAGAGAGACUUGAGAAGCCCGGUCGAUGUCCUGUCCAAAGCAAUGCAUUCCACCCCGCUGCCCACCAGGCUUAUGGAGCGCAAAGCCAGUCUGACCAACGGGGACCAGUGUCUGGAGACCUGCGACCUGGAACUCACCACAGAAGACCUACCUCAUGAGCCACUGCAGUUGCCUGAAAGCGAGGCGUUUCCUUCGCCUCCGCUGUACCGCAGGGAGUCGGCCAUCUCUGUCAGCCUGGAGGAGAAGAGCCGUCCUCGGACCCCAGUAAGUGAUUCAGGGAAGCAGUCCCCCUGCAACAGCGUGGCACCGUGCAGCUCCACCCCUCCUCAGGGACAGGCUUUCUCCACACCCCCAACCAGGCGAACUCUCACCUCCACACAGUUUCAAAACAUUCACUCAGUCUUCAAGGUGAACACCUCCCUGCCACAAAACGGGGACUUGAACUACAAGUCAGACACCACGGUUUUCUCUGAGACCCGGUACAGCACUGCCAGCACCCAAACGCCGCCCGAGUUUGCCCCCUCAGAAGACGAAGCACAGCCAGUCUACCAGUCUGAUUAUACAGUGGGUAACGGUGGACAGAUCUUCCUGUCCCCCGGCCAAUCGGGCGGAGGCGUGGGUCGCUCUGGCCAGUCGUACUACACCAGAGGAUCUGUGAGAGGAGGAGCCUUCAUCCCCCAGACUCAUCUCAGGGACUCUGGCCCUCUGCUGUAUGCUGCAAGGGACUCUGGAUACCAGCACGGCUACAGACGUGGAGGCAGCGGAGGAGGGAGGCAUAACUCCAGUGCAGGAUGGAGUGACUCGUCCCAGGUGAGCAGCCCUGACCGCGAGGGAACCUUCACCAUUGUGGACUCGGGACACGGGGACUCCCUUUCUGUCUCCACCCUGGAGGUCCCUCUCACCCCCCACGGCCACCACCACACCACCCUGCUGCCCAUGCAACUGUACCCGCUGUCCCAGCCUCUGCGAGUGGCGUUCACCGCCUCUCGCACCGCCAACUUUGCUCCGGGCAACCUGGACCAGCCGAUCGUGUUCGACCAGCUGCACAGCAACCUGGGGGAAAUGUACGACACCCACAUCGGCCGCUUCACCUGCCCCGUCAACGGGACCUACGUCUUCAUCUUCCACAUCCUGAAGCUCGCCAUCAACGUGCCGCUUUACAUCAACCUGAUGCGCAACGAGGAGGUGAUGGUUUCAGCGUACGCCAACGACGGAGCCCCCGACCAUGAGACGGCAAGCAACCACGCCAUUCUGCCGCUCUUCCAAGGAGAUCAGGUGUGGCUCCGGCUGCACCGUGGCGCCAUCUAUGGCAGCACCUGGAAGUACAGCACCUUCUCCGGCUUCCUCCUGUACCAGGACUGAGUGGCUGCCAGACAGGCAGCCCACUUUUGCCAGUGUGUGGACUGUUGCUUUGCACUAAAUGGUGAUUAACUGUGACAUUUCAAUAUCAUGUGGUCAGGCUGCAUGCCAGUGCCCUUUUCAUUAUCAAGCCCAUUUCAUGACAUACAAUGUGUUAAUGGACAUAUAGUAUGGAUUGUUUUUUCAAGCUGUAUUUGCAGCUCUCUACAUCUGAAAUGGGGGUUGUGAACGCUUGACAUCUACACCGAUGUACUAUUUCCCCAUGAAUGUGUGGUUUAUGAUUGUGGUGGUCAGGUGACUCCUUGUGACUGUGAAACUAAAACAACUGGGCCUCGAUCACGUGUCCAUCUUGCUGUUAAUUGUACUGUAGCAUAAACCCACACUGAUUCCACUGAGACCUCUGAUGCAAUGUUAUGAAUUUGUGCCUUUGUUUUCUGAAUGGCUUUUGAUGACUGACCAGAUUUUUUUGAAUGGCUACUGAAUUGAAUGAAUGGCUUAUUUAUGGGAUGAAUUGUAACCGACUUUACAAUCAGCACUUUGCUUGAUGCUAAUAUGCAUUCAGUCCUGCCUAACCGUGUGUGAAUGUGAAGUUUGUGGAGGAGAGAGAGAAUGUCUUCUUGGUGAUGGGUAUGGUGUUGAACACUUAAGGCCAAAUUGUUGCACUAACAGACUACUGUGGAAGAGAUGAAAGUGGUCCCUUGAUGUGCCUAAAUAAAAGAGAUGAGCAGUGAAGA
Messenger RNA from Myripristis murdjan (pinecone soldierfish), 3617 nucleotides. RefSeq names its product caprin family member 2 (gene caprin2). The transcript has 21 exons. Gene Ontology annotation, biological process: positive regulation of canonical Wnt signaling pathway. The record is from RefSeq and is a predicted model, not a curated record. The coding region runs from base 172 to 2886 and encodes 904 amino acids. NCBI's taxonomy places the organism in Eukaryota, Metazoa, Chordata, Actinopteri, Holocentriformes, Holocentridae. Gene Ontology annotation, cellular component: cytoplasm. Gene Ontology annotation, molecular function: signaling receptor binding.